This is a messenger RNA of Arabidopsis thaliana (thale cress), 487 nucleotides long. RefSeq lists its product as uncharacterized. The coding region runs from base 1 to 450 and encodes 149 amino acids. The record is from RefSeq and is marked reviewed. The transcript has a single exon. NCBI's taxonomy places the organism in Eukaryota, Viridiplantae, Streptophyta, Magnoliopsida, Brassicales, Brassicaceae.
AUGGACACUCUUAUAAUGGUCUCGAUCAUGACUAUGAUGUUAUUUUCUACGUUCGCAACCACACGUGCCGCCACUCUUCUCGUGUCCAACGAGCUGAAGAGACGUGGUGAUGUUCCUGUCUUCGUCACGUGCCACCGAACCCCUUGGCUCUCCAAACUCGUACCUUUAGGUCAGAAGUUGCUGAUAGAGAUCCCAACCACUACCGGCGACAAUGCUGUUGAUGAGAAGGCGCAAGGAUCUAGACCGUGGCAGCCAAGAACUUGCAUAGGAACGUUUUACAGAGAAGCACAUUUCGGGAUGCACGAGACACCGUACGUUUUGUACAAUUCGGACAAAGAUGCUACGGAGUCUAAAAACUCAUGUUUCGUCGUUGUCAAAGACGAUGGAUUUUAUCGUUGGAACAACAAUAAGAGAAUCUGGGACAAGGUUUUUCCGAUCAUUUGGAACUAAAUCAUUUAUAUUUUUCAAAUGGUACCUUAUGUUUGAG